AUGGAAAGGAGGCGGAGAGAGAUCCCGGAGGUGGAGAGAUCCCGGAGGCGGAGGCCUACGGAUGCGGGAAGAAAAGGUCGGCGUAGAGAGGCGGUGGCGUACGAAUGCGGGAAGAAGAUAUCAGCGGAGAGAGGAGGCGGAGGAGAAUUGGCCGGAAGGGAAGAGAUCCUAGAGGCGGAGAGAUGGGAACGGCGGCCGCGGAUAGAGAUGGAGGAGAAGAGAUCCCGGAGGAGAAGAUCUGUCGGCGGAGAGGAGGAGAGAUGGAGGAGAGUAUACGGCGGUGAAGGAAAUCGCGGUCGAAAAGAGGAGAGAAGAGAUGAGAGAAGAGAGGCGGAUUAG
This is a messenger RNA of Microthlaspi erraticum, 339 nucleotides long. NCBI's taxonomy places the organism in Eukaryota, Viridiplantae, Streptophyta, Magnoliopsida, Brassicales, Brassicaceae. The record is from the annotation of a GenBank genome assembly.